Messenger RNA from Cetraspora pellucida, 380 nucleotides. NCBI's taxonomy places the organism in Eukaryota, Fungi, Glomeromycota, Glomeromycetes, Diversisporales, Gigasporaceae. The record is from the annotation of a GenBank genome assembly.
ACUUAUUGAUAUGGGCACAAAAAACAUUUCCAACUGCAAUCAGUAAUAAACUUGAUGAUAUUUUAAUUCAAUGUGGAUUACUAGGAAUAAUUGAUCUAUCAUAUAUUCCAGAUGAAGAAACAAAAGAUUUAAAUUGCAUGUUCAUUUACAUAACAGCAAUCAAGUAUCGAUAUGAUAUUACAACAAUUAAUGAUUUAUUAUUAAAAUUAUCAAAAUUAUGUAAAAUUGAACAUAAAAAAAUAUUAGAAAAGAUGCAAGUUAAUCCUAGUACAUUAGAAGAAUAUGCAUUUAUAUCACCAAAAAUACCACAAGAAAUUAUUGAUCUUUUUGGACAAUUUGUACCAGUAGCAGAUGUAGAUUUUGGUUUUGAAUAUCCAAAU